AGAGGAGCUCACUGACUGCCACAUCCAUGAUGGUUUCUUCAUUUCUCCACUGGAGCAUUUGGUGCCAGGCAUCCUGCCACAAGAGGCCGUCAAAGCCAGGUUCCAAUUUAUUGUACCAAAGAGGUGGCAGAGGAACAGACCAGUAUGUAUUCAGUUAGCUGGGACUGGAGAUCAUUUUUUUUGGCGUCGUCGGACCUUGAUGGCCAGGCCCAUGGUCAAGGAGGCAGGAAUGGCUUCUCUGCUUCUGGAAAAUCCAUAUUAUGGCUAUCGCAAACCCAAAGAUCAACUGAGGUCGUGUCUAAAGAAUGUGUCGGACCUGUUUGUGAUGGGAGGGGCUUUGAUCUUGGAGUCAACUGUGCUGCUGCGCUGGCUGGAGAGAGAAGGAUACUGGCCCUUAGGAAUGACUGGCAUCUCUAUGGGAGGAUAUAUGGCAUCUCUGGCAGUGACUAACUGGCCCAAACCAAUUCCUCUGGUUCCCUGUCUGUCGUGGUCCACGGCCUCCAGUGUGUUCACCACGGGUGUCCUCAGCAGAGCAGUGAACUGGGCCGAGCUGGAGAAGCAGUACGCAGUUAAUUCAGUGUAUGAGACGGAGAUCAUCAAGCUGCUGGAGUACUGUGGGGCUGAUUCUUUUAAGAUGGGAGCAGAACUGCAGAGGAAUCUGGACCCUUUAGGGAAUCUGCUGGACCUGGCAGGAGCUCUGCCAAUCCAAGAUGGUCGUUUCGUUAAAGUGGAGCCGCAGUCUGAAGUCGGCUCAUCACUAUUCAGCAGCAGCAGCAGCAGAACUGUUACCGGAACCAUCACUGCUCACAGUUUGGGCCAUAAGAAGAUGAACUCCCACAAAUGCUGUCGGCCGUCGCUGCACACAGAGUCAAUCAGCUUCAUGAAAGGAGUGAUGGAUGAAUGCACACACAUGGCCAACUUUUCUGUACCCGUAGACACUGGUCUCAUAAUUGUGGUGCAGGCCAGAGAGGACGCCUACAUCCCUCGGACAGGAGUCCUGAGCCUUCAGGAGAUUUGGCCUGGAUGUGAAAUCAGAUAUCUGAAUGGAGGACACAUCAGCGCGUACCUGUUCAAACAGAACUUCUUUAGACAGGCCAUUUAUGAUGCAUUUAACAGGUUUUGCCUGAAGUAUCCAAGCUCCCAGUAGCUGUGGGAGGCUGAGGCCCCGUUAACGCUGGGUCAGGCGCCACAGCCUGAAGAAAGGACAAGAGCUUCAUGGACAGCAGCAACGAUCAGAAACGCGUCGAAUCUUUAGUUCAUCUAGCAGUGGCAGCUUCUGGUUUGCCUCCUCCUGAUUUUCCUGACUUGCCUGGCGUGUGUCUCUGGAAAACUAAAACUAAUGUGGAUGACUGAAGAUUUGUGACUAAGGACAGACUUAGACYUUAUUUUGAUAGGACCCUGUAGGAAUCAUGGAACAUUGGAGGUGAUCUCCUGUUUUUAUUAUUCUGACAUCUCUGGACUUGGAAAUCUCUGGAUUUCACAAGUAGGCAAAUCUACAAUAAGCUACAGAAAUCAUGAAUGUGGGAGCAUAAUUACGGAAACUAAGUAUUCAUUUAAAGCUGUAAAAAAUAUCAGCCUGAGAAUUUCUUGCUGUAUUUGGAACACUAUGCAAAUUUCAUAAAUUAAAAUGUAGUUUUGUGAAUAUUUUAAUGACUUUUUGUAUCUUCUUUUCUUAAAUGAGUCUGAAUGCUGUUGACUUGUGUGUUCUUUGUUGUGUMGAUGGUUCAGUCUUUGACCAGCUAGACCUGAUUUAAACAAAUGUUUUUUAAAAUGCAGCUGUCAUGUCAGCAAUCAUUGUGUAUCUGUAGGGUGGGUCCAAAUCUGCAAGAYGCUGUUUAAAUUUUAUAAGAGAACAUAGAUCAAUUUUUAUAUGAUGUUUGUUACCAUGAUGUAAAUAUUGUCUCCUUAACAACUGAUACUCAUUUAAUUUGGGGACAUUUUAAAUUUGGAGACAGUUUUGGUGAUUUCUGAUGACUAUGCACCAUUUAGAACUGGAGUAUCUGACCCAGUUAUUCAGUGGGCCAACAUUAAAGACUUGAAGAGAGUCAGCCUUGAAAACGUGCCUWCUAUAUUUUUUAUACUAUAUUUUUCAUUUCCAUGUGAAAAUGAGCAAAACUUUACUGUAAACUCCUGUGACAUCAAAUAAGUCAAUCAAUAAUUUGCGUCUUACCCUCACUAGCCUUCUGAGUAAAAUGUCUAUGUAGUAAUUUUUUCUAAACUAACAAUAAUGAUAAUCCAUCCAUCCAUUGUCUAAUUGUUACUCUACUUUAUUCUUUAGAUUUUUUUUAACUACUUUCCUUGAAACAGUUUUGCUCUAUGUAGAUUCUUCCAUUUUGAYCUUGAAACCCUAGAAGACAUUCAAAUUGAGAAGUACUUUAUUGAUCCAAAGAGAAAUUAAAUAUUGUAAAGCAUUUAAUUGAAGAGUCAUCAUGUUGCUUUGAAUGUUGACAAUAAAAUACUUUAUAACUUCA
Messenger RNA from Poecilia reticulata (guppy), 2471 nucleotides. The record is from RefSeq and is a predicted model, not a curated record. NCBI's taxonomy places the organism in Eukaryota, Metazoa, Chordata, Actinopteri, Cyprinodontiformes, Poeciliidae.